CGUCAAUCUGACAAUAAUCACAGAAGGCAUCAUAGAGCUUUUAUUGUUUUUGUUUAGAAAAACACAAAAAUUCUAUUAAAAAAUGCCGAAAAAUAUCACCACCGAAGUGCGGGAGAUAAUAUUGAAAGUAAAGGAGUUUAUGGAUGAGGAGAAACGAAUGCAAGUGCCAAUAAUACCUUUAAGUAAAGUGUACGUGAGAGUAUCUGCCGCUACAGGUGUAUCAGAACGCACAGUAUUAAAUAUAGUUAAAGAAGCAAGGCUGGUGGAACAAGGCCUGUUAGACCCUGAGACUUUAAAGAAAACUCCAAAAAAACGUGUCAGGACAAAAGGCAAGAUAGAAGUUGACGAGUACGACCUCCAAGUAAUUCGUAGGAAGAUCCACGAAUUCUAUGCAUUCAAGAAAGAGGUGCCUACUAUAAACAAACUCCUUCAGAUAUUGAAAGAAGAAAUUAACUUCAAAGGGUCAAGGGAGACUCUUAGGAAGAUUCUCAGGAAGAAUGGUUUCCAAUUCAGAAAGACAAAGAAUAACAAGGAGAAGGAGCAAGCGCCUGACACUACAUCAGCAGUCCCCCCGAUGGUGGCGCCGUAUAUACACACUAUGUUUAGUCACAAAAACAUACAAUCAUAGAUUCUAUUUGUAGCCUGUAGACACGUCGAUUUAGAAUUUUAGGGCAGCUCCUUCUCACAAACUGAACGUUGCUAAUUCUGAAGUAAACAUUUACUUAAAUUACAUUAUUUAUUUGUAUAUUGUUAGACAUCAUACAUAUAGAUGCGACUUUGCAUAUGAUGGGUGAAGGGCGUUUGUAAAGUGUAGUAUUUACACUUUCAGUAUUCAAGGAUUAUGUGUUGUGCUAUAGUUAUUUUAUUAUUCUGUUGUUGCUGGCUUAGGUCACGUUCGCGACACCAGAGGAGGAGUACCACUCCUGAGAAUGUAACAAAAGAACGAUGUCAGGUUUCGGCCCACCCAAUCAACUUUUAAAACUAAAUUCUCACGGACACAUAGUUUUUUACUACAACAAUUUAAAUAUAAAAUACUAACUUCUUAUAAAAUAUUUAAUUGUUAUCUAGAACUU
This is a messenger RNA of Helicoverpa zea (corn earworm), 1073 nucleotides long. RefSeq lists its product as uncharacterized. NCBI's taxonomy places the organism in Eukaryota, Metazoa, Arthropoda, Insecta, Lepidoptera, Noctuidae. The record is from RefSeq and is a predicted model, not a curated record. Bases 83 to 628 code for a protein of 181 amino acids. The transcript is spliced from 2 exons.